Messenger RNA from Xenia sp. Carnegie-2017, 478 nucleotides. RefSeq lists its product as uncharacterized. Lineage: Eukaryota; Metazoa; Cnidaria; Anthozoa; Malacalcyonacea; Xeniidae. The record is from RefSeq and is a predicted model, not a curated record. Bases 104 to 478 code for a protein of 124 amino acids. The transcript has 5 exons.
UUCAUCACUGAUUUUCAGACUCUGUAAUCAAACUACGUAUAAAUUGUACAAAGUUUUUUAGAAAUAUUAUAUUCCUCGGGAUAACUUAAUCUUGUUACUGUUAAUGGAUCGUGGAAUAUCAGGUUCACUUGAAAAUUUUAUCGAAAGAUGCCGAUGUCUUUCUUUUAAACACAAAAAGCUACGUAAUUUCAUCCUAUGGAUUAUGGUGUUGGCCUUAACAAGCUUUACGUUGCAAUGGCUCAAUUCCGAAAAGAGCACGAUGCCAAGAUCAGCAAAUGUUGAAAGGUCUGGCUUUCUUACAACGGCGUUAGAUAAAAUACCACCACAGAGCUGUGAGGUAUUGCACCCACAAUCUGUAUUAUAUAACAGGAUUCCCAAGACUGGAAGUUCCACAACUGUGAGAUACGUUCUAAAAAACAAAAGAAAACUAAAAUUUACAUCUAAAUCAGAACUUUUAACAGAUAAAUGGUACAACUAA